Leucoraja erinaceus (little skate) is the source of this 4024-nucleotide messenger RNA. RefSeq lists its product as uncharacterized. Lineage: Eukaryota; Metazoa; Chordata; Chondrichthyes; Rajiformes; Rajidae. The record is from RefSeq and is a predicted model, not a curated record. The coding region runs from base 284 to 4024 and encodes 1246 amino acids. The transcript is spliced from 3 exons. Gene Ontology annotation, molecular function: GTP binding; protein binding.
AUUCUAAUCUCGUGUGUGGAGAUCACUGGAGAAUAAAUAGCCUUUCUCUGCAGAUAUCGCUGCUGGCGUUGGAGUCGAUUCUUGUGUUUGCUGAAAGGAGCCUUGGUACAUCUCAGCUCCUAGCGCUGGGGGUUGUGUCGGCUCAGUGAGGUUCUAUGUCAGGGAGGAACUCCAAUCAAGACCAUUCGUACCAUCGCCAACGCUGCAAUCUCUUUACAGCUGCAGACGGUCGCUUCUUCGAUUGAUCACUGGAUUUUGUUGACUGUCCACUUCCGGUUCAGUGAUGAGUGAGUGCUUGCAACUGGCCACUCUGGGCCGGCCUUUCCAGUUGGGAAUGCUGUACGACUGCCGAUCAGAUGCUCUGAUCCCAGGCAUCACCCUGUGGGACUUGCAGACACCGCAGAGCAACCUUGAUCGUCGUGACCAGCCCAGCACUGAGUUUCACAUCAUUGCAUCAGACUCCAUGGAGAAGAAAGCCAAUGCCCUCAAUGUGUCAGAGUCACUGAAGGCGAGUAUCCUGGGUGGGUUAGUGGAGGUGAAAGGGUCGGCAAAAUAUCUCAGUGACACAAAGGAAUCAGAGCAACAAGCACGAGUUACCCUUCAGUACAAAGCAACAACCAGGUUUGAACAACUGACAAUGAGUCACUUAGGGAGACAGAAUAUUACCUACCCGAGUGUGUUUGAUGAGGGCUCAGCCACCCAUGUCAUUACAGCAGUGCUGUAUGGGGCCCAGGCCUUCUUUGUGUUUGAUCAAAUGGCUUCAUCAUCAGAGAACAUACAGGAUAUUCAGGGUAACAUGGAGGUGAUGAUUAAACGUCUCCCUAAGAUUGCGAUCGAGGGAGAGGCCUCCCUAGAAAUGACAGAAGAACAGAGCUCUCAAGCCGAGAAGUUUAGCUGCACCUUUUACGGGGAUUUCUCACUGAAGAACAAUCCCACCACCUACAGAGAUGCCAUCAAUAUCUUUGCAACACUUCCACACCUGCUGGGCCCAGGUGGAGAGCAUUCAGUGCCUGUCACAGUCUGGCUCUAUGCUCUCAAUAAACUGGACACCAAAGCUGCCCAGCUGGUGAGGGAGAUCAGCGUGGGACUGGUCAAUCGCUGCCAGUGUGCCCUGGAACAGCUCAAUGAGGCCGUGAUGAGGUGCAAUGACCUGAUGAAAGACAGUGUCGCAGUUCAGUUUCCUGAGAUCGGGGACAGGAUACUUCAAUUCCGAGAGAUGUGUCAGGAGUACAAACUGGUUUUCCAACGGGCCUUAGCCAGAGUUUUGCCGUCCAUUCGGGGCGGUGGGAAGGAGGAAGGGUUGCUGACGGACAUACUGAAGAACAGGGAGCAGUCACCAUUUAAACACCAAUCACUGACCACAUGGCUGAAUGACAAGGAAUGGGAGAUGAUGGUUGUGGGACGUUGCCUCAGGAUAAUGAAAGACAUACCUGUUGUGAAAUCAAGGAGAGAGUUGCAUAAAGUGUUGAUGGAUCCAGCAACAGACUACGUGGUCUGCUUCACAUUCACAACACUGCAUCAGGAGGAUUACUACCUAACGGAGGCAAUCAACUACCUUCAAUCUCUCACAGUAGAGAAAAUGCAGAUGCCACCUCCUGCUGCCGGAGCCUGUACAACACAACACAGCAAGCCCUGGUUUCACUCAUCGUCCAUAACUGAGAAGAUGAAGGAACGAUCCGGACUGUUCCUGGAUUUUGCCACAGACAACAAUGGGGACGGGAGAGUAAAAUUCCUUGUUGGAUCCGCACAGGAUGACAAUAAUGUGGGUGCGUCUAUUUACCUGUAUGGGGGAGGGAUUGUGAGUGGGACAACACACACAGAUUGCUGCUUUGAACCCCCGUCUCAGCCUGAGAGACCAACAGUGAGUGGGACAACACACGACAGUGUGACGCUGCAGUUAGAGCCACCCACAAGUGGUUCUGAUGAGAUUGUGGGCUACAAGGUAGAGUAUCGAGGUAGCCAGCAGGAGAAAUGGACAAUACUGGAUACACCUGACACAUCCCACUCCUUCACGAUAUCUGGGUUGGAGCCACACCAGGAAUAUCACAUCCAAUACAGAGCAGUGACCAAGGUAGGGGUCAGCAAGGCCAGUGAAAUCUACAAGGUCUCCAACCGGCCGACAAGUCCUCCUGUUAAACCGGUCUUCCAGGAUCAGUCACCCAGCCCAACACUGUCCGGGGACGGAUCAAGUCAGAUUGGAGCCGACGUAUUUCAAUACAGGAAUGAAUACAAGGAAGAAUCUUCGAUGGAUGCAUUGGACAGAUCAUGGGAGCAGGUUCAGACAAAAGACAGACAAUGCCACGAUAGUUCAGACGGACCAAAGAGAAUUGCCCUGAAACUUCUCGAACAAGCUCAAUUAAUAUCCAGAGGAAACCCUUCCAUUUACAAGCUCAACCUAGAAAGGGAGGUGUUUAAUCAGUCCAAGCAACUUGUGAAAUGCUCCUUAGGAAAGCCCACCACUAUGCACAAGAUGAAGACAAUUAUGUUGCUGGGGGCAACUGGAUCAGGAAAGACAACCCUCAUCAACGGGAUGAUCAACUACAUCUUGGGCGUGGAGUGGGGGGACAACUUCAGAUACAAGUUAAUACAGGAAGAGACGGGAAAAUCCCAGGCUGAGAGCCAGACCUCCUCCAUCAUUGCCUACCAUCUCCACCACCAGGUAGGGUUUAACAUCGACUGCUCUCUGACUAUCAUCGACACGCCAGGAUUCGGGGACACCAGGGGCAUCAGCCGGGAUGAACAGAUCACUGAGCAAAUCCGCGAGUUCUUCACUUCCCCACAGGGCGUUGAUCAGAUCGACGCGGUCUGUUUCGUCGUCCAAGCCUCCUCGGCUCGCCUGACCCAGACACAGAAAUAUGUCUUCGAUUCCAUCCUUUCCAUUUUUGGCAAAGAUAUCGCGGAGAACAUUCAGAUACUGGUGACGUUCGCGGACAGGCAGCGCCCCCCAGUUCUGGAGGUCCUGAAAGCUGACAAGGUACCCUGCCCUAAAGACAAAAAGGGAUUGCCAGUACACUUCAAGUUUAACAAUUGUGCCAUUUAUGCCCAGCGUCCGACCUCUGGUGACGAGGGGAGAUCUGACGACAGUGGGGAAGAGGAUGAUGACUUUGACCUGAUGUACUGGAAGAUGGGGACAAACAGUAUGAAGAAGUUCUUCACAGCUCUGAGCACGAUGCAGGCGAGGAGCCUGUGCCUGACCAAAGAGGUUCUGAAGGAACGUAGCCAGCUGGAGUCUGUAGUGGCCGGGUUGCAGACUCUGAUCCAAGCAGGGCUGACCAAAUAUGAGGAGCUCAAGAAAACCCAACAAGUUCUGAACCAAAACCAGUUCAACCUGGAGGAAAAUAAAGAUUUUGAGUACGAAGUUGAUGUGACUGUUAAAGAAAAGAGGAAACUUGGCAGCGAUGAUUCAUUAGUAAACAACUGUACGGUUUGUAAAUACAGUUGUCACGACCCCUGUACGUAUGCAGGUUAUAUUUUCAAAUACUGGUGUUCAUCAAUGGACAUACGGGGAAAUUGUGUAGUCUGUCCGGGGAAGUGCGGUGUGCUAAAACACCGAAGGGAAAAGUACAGGUAUGUCUGUGUAACAAAAAAGGAGAAGAGGACGUACAACGAACUGAAGGAAAAGUAUGAGAAGGCAUACGGUGAGAAGAUGAGUCAGCAGAAGAUUAUGGAGUUACUUGAGCAGGAGUUUGCUGAGGUGGACAAUACAGUUCUGGAGCUGAUUCAAGAAUUAUCCCAGGGCAUUAGACGACUUGAAGAAAUAGCCCUGAGACCAAACCCGUUGUCCACCCCGGCUUAUAUUGACCUCCUGAUUCAGGCUGAGAAAAAUGAGGCGAAGCCAGGCUACAUUGAGCGAAUUCGGGCACUGACCGCUUUGAAGAACAAGGCAGAGGUCAGAGAACAAAUCGCGUACAACGCGAAGCUGUUACCAGAGUAUUCGAAGGAAGGUGCGGCGGGAGGGAAAAGUACUGGAGAAAUGUUAAAGAAAAAAAUGUCAAACAUGAUGGAUUGGUUCUCACCCAAUUAG